This is a messenger RNA of Durio zibethinus, 3871 nucleotides long. RefSeq names its product filament-like protein (DUF869). The record is from RefSeq and is a predicted model, not a curated record. Lineage: Eukaryota; Viridiplantae; Streptophyta; Magnoliopsida; Malvales; Malvaceae.
CUUUUCUUUUAUGUUACUUAGUUUAUCUCAUCUCAUCGUCAUCGUCAUCACUCUUUCUUCUUUCCCUUCCUCUUCUUUGUUCCACUCCUCACUGUCGGUGGAAUUCCCAACACCCCACAUUUCUAAUUUAAUUCAUAUUUCCCCUGUUUUCCUCUGGCUCAGCUCUCUGUUUUUUCCACAGUUGAGAGUUUUUGUUUUUGUUUUCCUUCUUUGUUCUCUGCUUUGGUGAUCCAUGCACAGUUUUAAACUACUACUCCACUCAUCAUCAAAGGUGUUUUAAACUGAAAGCUUUGAGUUGUUGAGACUGGGACUGGUGAAAUAAUGGAGCACAAAACCUGGCUUUGGAGGAAAAAAUCAACAGAGAAAAUCAUUCUUCCAACUGAAAAACUAAACCUCUCCCAGAAAGACAAUGAAGAAGAGAUACAGAUUCUUGUGGCUGAUAAAGGAGAAUUGGAGAAUGAGCUGCGAAUUUUAAAUAACAAGCUUUCUUCUGCACUUUCUCACUGUAAUACCAAAGAUGAACUUGUGAAGAAACAUGAAAAGAUGGCAUUGGAAGCUGUUGCAGCAAGGAAGAAGGCGGAAGCAGAAGCAGUUUCUCUGAAGCAAGAACUAGGUGAAGCUUUGCAGCAGAGAGUUGCAUGUGAAGAAAGGCUAACUCAUUUAGAUACGGCCCUCAAGGAAUACAUUCAGCAACUACGCUUUGUUCGAGAAGAGCAGGAACAAAGGAUUCAUGAUGCUGUGAUGAAGGCCUCAAAUGAGUUUGAGAAAUCGCAGAAGAUUUUAGAGGAGCAGUUGGCAGAGACUAGCAAAAUGCUUACCAAAUUAGAUAUCGAGAAUACUAAGCUUACUAAAGCUCUCUUGGCAAAGGAAAAGGCCAUCGAUGAUUUAAACAAGCAAAGGGCUCAGAUGGAGACAGAUUUUAAUGGACUAAUGACAAGAUUAGAAUCCACAGAGAAAGAUAAUGCUUCUCUGAAAUAUGAGGUUCGAGUGCUUGAGAAGGAACUUGAGAUCAGGAAUGAGGAGAGAGAAUUCAAUCGUCGAACAGCUGAUGCAUCACACAAACAACAUUUAGAAAGUGUGAAGAAAAUUGCUAAGCUAGAAUCAGAAUGUCAAAGGCUGCGUCUCUUAGUCCGGAAAAGAUUGCCAGGUCCUGCUGCAUUGGCCAAGAUGAAAAAUGAAGUUGAAAUGCUGGGAAGGGACUCUGUUGAAAUGAGGAGAAAGUUGAAUCCUGGUCACACUGGUGCAGGGCUCGAUUUCACAGUUGACAAUUAUUCAGACAGCCCGAGCAAGAGGAUUAACAUCCUAACUGAGCAGUUAUGUGCUAUAGAAGAAGAAAAUAAGGCUCUCAAGGAAGCCCUUAAUAAGAAAACGAAUGAACUUCAAUUCUCAAGAGUCAUGUAUGCACGCACAGCUUCCAAAUUAUCGGAGGUUGAGUCACAGCUUGAAGAAUCAUCAAAAAGUCAGGCAAACAAUGAAUCAACCAGGAACAGUAUAAUGUCACAUGAGAUCUCUCUGGCAUCAGUGUCUGAUGUUGGCAGCGAUGAUAAAGCCAGCUGUGCAGAAUCCUGGGCUUCUGCUUUAAUUUCAGAACUGGAGCAUUUCAGGAAUGGACAAUUAAGGAAGUCGUCAUCACGCAAAGCUGUUGGAUCUUCAGAAAUAAAUCUGAUGGAUGACUUUGUUGAAAUGGAAAAAUUAGCUUUAGUCUCUGUUGAUAAACUGUCUGGAAGUUCUCAUGUUUCUUCGGAUGAAGCUAAUGGGACCCUUGGACCCUUGCAAACUGGGUUAGGUGGAAAUUCCUUGGAGGUAAUGUGCACGGAGAUAGUACCUGUUCCUGACAGUCAGCCUGACCAAAACAUGUUGCAUAAUGAAAUGAAGUCCAAAAGUCCAUUGCCUAGCAAAGUUCCUAGUUGGCUUCAGAAUAUACUGAAAGUGAUCUUAGAGCAAAACCGUGCAACUCAAAGAAACCCAGAUGAAAUACUUGAGGAUAUUAGAAAAGCUUUGGCCUGCAUUAGCCAUUCAAACGCUGGUGAAAUCCUUGAUGAAAGGGUUAAUCCCUCUUGUAUUAGUGGCUAUAUCUCAUGGAAACCUUCAAAUGGUUCUUCAAAGAUGGAUUCAUCUAAUAGGGAUGCUGAUGCUAACAUCUGCUUGGAAAAGAAGAGCAAUCGGCAGUUUCACCCUGAUUGGAGUAAAUCAAUUUGCAGGAUAAUUGAGCUUAUUGAAGGGAUCGGCUUACCAUCAGCGGAUUAUAAUAUCCCAGAUACCUUGUCCAAGAAGGAGAGGAAUUCAUUCUCAUACAAGCACUCAGAAACACCCUCAGGCUACAUGGUUCGUGUUUUCCAAUGGAAAACUUCCGAACUCAGUGAUGUUUUACGGCAAUUUGUGCAUGCUUGUUAUGACCUGUUGAACGGAAAGACAGACCUCAACAAAUUUACCCAAGAAUUAACUUCUGCUCUGGACUGGAUCAUUAAUCAUUGCUUUUCCCUUCAAGACACUUCAAGCAUGAGAGAUGCAAUUAAGAAGCAUUUUGACUGGGAUGAAUCACGAAGUGAAAGUGAAGCAGAAAGUGGAAUAGUUGGUCAAUUUGCAGAGGCAGAUAAAUUUCACCUUGCUGCUCCAUAUGACAAUAAUAAUUUCCUUCAAAAAGAAGAGCCUAAUGUGAGAGAAGAAAAUAGAAAACUAAGAGAUGAGUUGAUCAAUAUAGAAGCUGCAAAGAAACAUCUGGAAGAUAAGCUCCAGUCAACAACAAAUAGGAGUGACUCUCUGUUGAAUCAACUUGAGAAAUCCGAAAAAACCAUUGCAAAUUUGGAGGCAGAGUUAGAUACUUUGAGAAAAACUGAGGAAAUGGCUGAAAAUCAAGUUGAAAAACAGAAGUUGAUAAAUGAAAACCAUGAUAAACAGCUUUCCUUGACCAAAGUUGACACAAGCGAAGCUUGUCAAAAAUUUCCAUCUCAAGACCUGGAAUCAGAGAAUAAAAAUGAUUGCCGUGAAGAAUUGGAGGCCACGUGUCUUGACAGUGUGGCAGAAAAGGAAACACCAAAGUCUGAAGUCAAGCUGGAAGGAAAUCAGUUACCAGCUAACUGGGAAAUUACAGCUGCUUCAGAAAAGUUGGCUGAGUGCCAAGAAACUAUUUUAAACUUGGGAAAGCAGUUGAAGGCGUUGGCAUCUCCAAAGGAAGCAGCCCUUUUUGACAAGGUCAUCUCCACUCCAACUUCCACUACCAUUCCAACUCCUCCAAUGAAGAAGUUGAUCAGCCAAAGAUCCUCUCUACUUGAUCAGAUGAUAGCUGAAGAUAAUGCUGAAACAAAUAAUCUUGAGUCUUCUAAGGCCAAAGAGAAGGGCAAUCCCAGUUCUUCUUUCAUUUCUAACAGGAUGAUAGCACCUCUAGACAAUGCUGCAGUUAAAUCUUUAGCAAUUGUUCCUAGCAAAAACCAAGGUGGGAGUUUAUGGAAAAAGUUGUUGUGGAGAAAAACUAAAAGUAAUAGCAAGAAAACACCCCUUCCAUUUGACCCAUAGACAUUGAAACAAAGAAGAAAGUGGUGACGAGGCAGGGCUUUCGCACAGUUGUCAUGGUUGUUGCUUUUUGUUUUACUUUCUUGUUUGAGUUCGAAUGAAUAAAAGACUGGCUUUUGGAUGCUCGCUUGAGAGUAUCUUGUUUGUAGUCCUGGUGCAUAUACGACAGAAACCCGGUCAAAGCCAAGAAUUUAUCGGGUUUGCUAUUUUACAGAUUCAUUCUGAGUGCCCUGAUUUUCUACAGAAUAGUUAAACAUUUGAAUUAAGCAUGUCCUUAUUAAUAAUUACAGAACAACUUAAAAAUGUGUUGUUUUCCCAGAAUUUAGUGAAUUAAAAGAAAAAUCGUGAUGACCAUUAAUCA